Nezara viridula (southern green stink bug) is the source of this 2143-nucleotide messenger RNA. The record is from the annotation of a GenBank genome assembly. Lineage: Eukaryota; Metazoa; Arthropoda; Insecta; Hemiptera; Pentatomidae.
AGCUCAUGAGGCUGGAGUAGUUACAUUACAAGUGGCAUGUGAAGGCUUUGUGAUAUCGAAUUCAGCAAUGUUCGAGUACAAGAGGCGUGGAACUCAACCUCAUGACUCUCUCCUCAGAUUCACACUUUCCCAAAGGCUCGACAAUCUUGACUCUCGACUUGAUAUAAAGCAAGAACCUCAAGAUCCGCUGGAAAUCUCUGCGUCUCGAGGAGGCAACGGUACCAGCUUUGAGGACAAGUUAGUCUGCGAGGUCGGAAAGAUGAGCAGGAGGAUGUGGCGUGAUACAGAUACAGUUGAAACUACCGUCGACUGGUGCGACACUUACAAUGGCAUGACAUUGCUUCAUCUAGCUGCCAGCCUCGGUUAUUCAAGAUUGGUCUGCUCAUUGAUUCAUUGGCGAACCCAGUGCCCAUCUUCCAUCCUCGAACUAGAAGUAGAUGGCCUGAAUCAAGACAACGAUGGAUAUACUCCUCUUAUGAGGGCAUGCGAGAGGGGACACUCUGAGACAGCACAGCUGUUGUACGAAUGGCUCCCGGCUAGCGGAUCGGUAAUGAACAAGAGGGGAGAGGGGCCUGUUGAAGUCGCUAAGAAAUUCAGCCAUAACUGGCUUGCAUCCGAGUUGCAAGCUAGGCAAGAAGCUGCCUUCAUACCGCAUUCCUCAUCUACUAAAGGAUCAAUAAAAAAGGACCAGGAAAGGGGAGAAACGGAGAGUACUAACGGUUCUCUUGAGUCGUUGCACAGCUCGCGAGAUGAUGGUGUUUUCCUUCAUCCCAAUUCCUUAGUUAGGUCAGAAUUAGGUAUGAAUAUGGAACUACACGUGAACAUUCCACAAUGGUCCGAGGGUAGAAGAGCCAUCAGCAGGACAUCUACUCCAAGCCCUAGUACAGAAGGACAACUUUCCAAGCUGCUGUGCGGCGAAAGGUUAGUAAAAAGGCCUUCGGUUGACUCUGGUAUUCAGUUACAAUCUUCGCUCGACAGUUUACCAUCAAGUCAAAUUUCAUCCGGUCGCCAGAGCAAACUUUCAGAUUCUUCAAAGCUAUCAAGAUUUGAUAGAAGUAUGUCAUUGCCACUGAACCCACAACCAGGCGAUCUAGGCUAUGAAUCGAAACUAGACAAUCAUCCAUCACCAAUAAGAAGAAUGGAUUUCACCCUAUGUGACGCUAAGAGGGAGACUUCGCCACUCCAGAUGGAUGCUGUCCUGCUGUCGACGGAGGAAGUGAAGCGACAAUCCGUAGGUGAACAAGACGCAAGAGUACUUACGCUCGCUGAACAAAUAAUAGCUGCUAUGCCUGAUAGGAUAAAGAAUGAAAGUGAAGGUGACAUGAUGAUGUUAAGCUCGGACGAUAUGGAAGUGAUGUCGAUGGAGUCGCCUCUUCUUCUGGAUGAGCCACCCUCUUCUUCUUCAUCUUGUUGUUUUGACAGCUCGGAAUUUAAUUUUGAUAACAAUUAUAGGUAUUACGAUGUUGGGACUCCUUGCUCAUCGCUUAGCCCAGGAAGCUGCCUCCCUUCGCCACCAUUCCCACUGCACCGUUCGCCUUCACCGCCGCCAACGACAGCUGAUUUCUGUGAAUUUCUCCAAGCUUCCAACUCAACUUAUUUUGAAAAAGAUUUCUCCAAUCUCACCCUUUCAGAUCGAGAACAGAGAGAACUGUAUGAGGCUGCCAAAGUGAUACAGAAAGCUUACAGAAGUUACAAGGGGCGUAAGAAGUUGGAGCAGGAUAAGGAGAGGCAAGCCGCAGUUCUCAUUCAGAACUAUUAUAGAAGAUAUAAACAAUACGCUUAUUUUAAACAAAUGACUCGUGCAGCGAUGGUCAUCCAGAACGGCUACAGAUCUUAUUGUGAGAGCAAGCGCUUUAAGAAGAACCAGGAGAUGAGCAGCGGUACCCGUGUGUUCAGAAAUUAUAGGGAAGAGCCCGAAAGUGCACCCAAUGGCUUAAAGAGAACUUAUUCUCAACGGAGACAACACCAAGCAGCUAGAAAAAUUCAGCAGUUCAUGAGGCAGUCAAAAAAUAACUUAUGGGAUAUAAGUGCUGGAACAAUAAUUACAGAGAGAGCGAGCAGAAAGAGAGAAGCAGGCCCGAUGCAGGGGGUCCCCUCAUCAAAAUUAGCCCUUCUUCCGUUCCAUGUCUCCAAAUAAAGGUUG